AAUAACUCGUUAGUUAAACUAGCAAGUUUCUUCUGCUUCCAGCAAUGAGAUUAGAGUUCCUCCGCAGAAGAAUUGCACUCCCAAACUGCGCCAUUUUCCGCACCAUUUUCGCUUUUGGAUCGAAAUCCAUCCUCUCCCUUUCUUCAAUUGACAUUCCAAAUUCUCAAACCCUAACGGAAGGAUCUGAAUGCAGGGAAGCUCCCGGCGACUCUCUGUCGUCGAGAGUGGAGAGGCUUCAGUGCGGGGAGCCGAUUAUCUCUGCCUUUCAGAGCUGGAUGCGAGACGGAUUCGCCGUUCACCGAGGACAAGUGUUCCACGCCAUCAAUCGGCUGAGGAAGCUCCGCUUGAGCAAAAGAGCGCUCCAGUUCAUGGAAUGGAUUAUGAGGGAGAGGCCUUAUAAAUUAAAAGAACUAGACUACGCUUAUCUGUUAGAGUUCACUGCCAAGGUUUAUGGCAUCUCAGAAGCCGAAAGCCUAUUUCUUCGAAUCCCGCAUGAGUUUCACAAUGAAUUGCUCUACAACAACCUCGUCUUGGCCUGCUUAGAUAAAGGCCUAAUAAGACUUUCUCUCAAUUACAUCCAGAAAAUGAGACAAUUAUCUCUCCCCAUUUCUCCUUAUGCUUACAAUAGAUUGAUUAUCCUCCACUCACCUUCGAGCCGUAGAAAAAGAAUCCCCAAACUCCUCAAACAGAUGAAAGCGGAUGGAGUUCCACCACACACAUCUACUUACAACAUUCUCCUGAAAAUCGAAGCUGACGAGCACAACAUGGAAGGUAUUUCGAUGGUUUUUAAUGAAAUGUUACGAGCCAAAGUUGAUCCCAACGAGAUCACAUAUGGAAUUAUGGCCAUGGCUCAUGCUGUAGCGAGAUUGUACACAGUCUCGGAGAUGUAUGUGGAAGCCAUUGAGAAGAUAAAAACUGGUAAGAACUGGUCCACAUUGGACAUCUUGCUCAUCUUAUAUGGCUAUCUGAGGAAAGAAGAUGAGGAAGAUGAGCUAGAGAGGACAUGGAAGCUUGUUGGAGCUCUUCCUCAUGUAAGAUCCAAAAGCUUUUUAAUCAUGAUUGAGGCAUUUGGAAGAAUGAAACGUGUUGAUAGGGCCGAAGCGAUAUGGGAGGAGAUGAAGUCGAUGGAGCUGGUGAAGAAGACAAGUCAACAUAAUUCCAUUAUUUCUGUGUACUGCAGACAUGGAUUGGUAGACAAAGCAUCAGCAUUGUUUGAAGAGAUGCGAGAAAGUGGGUGCGAACCGAACGCGAUAACGUAUCGCCACCUCGCGUUGGGUUGCUUAAAUGCUGGUUUGGCUGAGGAGGCUUUGAGGACUUUGGAGUUGGGAAGAGAUGAGGAAGUGAGCUCUCGGGUGAGGAGAUCCACACCAUGGCUUGAGACCAAUCUUAUGUUAGUUGAAGCUUUUGCUGAUAUUGGUGAUAUAAUGAAUGCUAGGAAAUAUUUUAGAGUUUUUAAGGAGACGAAGUAUUGUAGAUAUACUUUUGUGUAUAAUAGUCUUCUGAAAGCUUAUGUGAGGGCCAAGGUUCAUGAGCCUGAAUUUCUGGGAAAUAUGAUACUCGCGGGAGCUAGGCCGGAUGCUGAGACUUAUAGUCUCCUGAGAAUUUUGGAGGAAUUUAAGGUUUAAUGUACUUUUAUUGUAUUUCCUUAUAACAAUUAUACAGCAUUUAUCAUGAACCGUAGUUUCAAUUUGUGAGCAAGUAAAAUGUGCUACUUUCUAGAAAGUAUUACAAAUAUAUCCCUGCACAUAUGUGACAUUUUUUAGCAUAUUUAGUUGGAUUAAUGAACCAAACGGAUCAAACUAAGGAGAAUUGGCUUUGAUUGACCUCUUCUCCUUCUUCACAGUCAGAUUGUUCAAGCGGAAGAUAGGGACUAACUUUGU
Messenger RNA from Phalaenopsis equestris, 1880 nucleotides. Its product is annotated as pentatricopeptide repeat-containing protein At1g07590, mitochondrial-like. The record is from RefSeq and is a predicted model, not a curated record. Gene Ontology annotation, cellular component: mitochondrion. NCBI's taxonomy places the organism in Eukaryota, Viridiplantae, Streptophyta, Magnoliopsida, Asparagales, Orchidaceae. Gene Ontology annotation, molecular function: protein binding.